This is a messenger RNA of Misgurnus anguillicaudatus (oriental weatherfish), 3168 nucleotides long. The record is from RefSeq and is a predicted model, not a curated record. NCBI's taxonomy places the organism in Eukaryota, Metazoa, Chordata, Actinopteri, Cypriniformes, Cobitidae.
GAUCAUCUUCUUGUUUUUAGUUUUAGUUUUGGCAGUCUGGUGACAUUCCUGUCAGUCAGAUAUAACAGAUCUCUGCAGCUCAGAUUUGCUUUCAUAACGUUUGAAGAGCUUGAAGAUCAGACCAAGACAUUUCUGACAGCUAUUAGACAUCUGUUGGUCACAAUAUAUCACUAUGGAUUACUCUACAAAAACCCUGGCUCAGGGCUGCUUUGGGAAAAUAUAUCAGCAGAAGUUUGGAGAUGCAUGGGCUGCUAUGAAGAAAGUCCCUGUACGUUUCAUCAGCGAAAAAGACCUCCAAAGGGAAUGCGAAGUAUAUAAUAAUGCUCGGCAUCCAAAUGUGGUGAGGCUUCUUGGUAAGCCUUGGAUUGAUGACUAUAAGUGGCACAUUCCUAUGGAAUUCAUAUUUGGGGAAGAUCUUGAGACAACCAUCUUUGAAUCAGCAAACUCCAAAAUACAGUUGACUCCAGCUGUGAAAGCCACGAUCAUCAUUGGUAUGUGUGAUGGAUUGCAUCAUCUGCACAGUAAAGACAUCAUCCACCAAGACCUCAAACCUGAUAACAUCAUGGUUGAACAUCAAACCCAUCGUGCUGUGAUCAUUGACUUGGGACUGGCAAAGUUCUCCAAAGACGGGCUGAACUCUGCACAAAACUUGGGCAAUGAAGCGUACUCAGCUCCAGAGAUCCUGCGGAGUAAAGGGGUUCGUGACAAGCAAUCAGAUGUUUGGGCCAUGGGUAAAAUCAUUGCUGAACUCUGUGCCGGGACCAGGUUGAAAACUCAAUACCUGUGUGCCAGCAAAAUUCAGGAAACUCUUAAAACAGAUCAAACAUACUGUACACCAGUAUCCAAGAUGGUGGAGACCAAUCCAGAUUACAGAGUUACUAUGGAUGAUAUCCUUCCAGAAAUUAAGGAAGCUGCUUCAGCUUCAAAAAGGGAGAGCCAGCCAAGAGACAUCACUUUUACACAGGGAAAUCAAAUGAGAGGAAACACUACAGCUGCACUUAACUCAGACGACUGGAGAGCUGGAUCAGCUUUACUAAUUAACAGCGGCCCAAGAAACCUCACUGUAAUGCAAAGAAAUGAAAUGAGGGGAAAUGGCUUCCCAGAAAUGAGGGGAUCUUUGUUUGCUUCAUCUAUGGACAUGAGAGAUGGCACCGUAACACAGAAUUAUGCAAUGAUGGGAAAUGCUGUGGAUGAACUCAUGCCUAACAUUAGAGCUCAACAAAUGGAUAUAAGAGAUGAAAUACAGAGACAUCACAUGAUGGUAAAACAGAGUUUGGGUCUGCCAAUAUCUCCUAUGUUAAAUGUUCAACAUGAACCACUUCAACAGUUGGGAAUGGGAAGGGGAGGAGUCUUCCCAUUUACAGGCGAUGGCGUAAUCAAUCAGAUGUCCAAAAUGUCAAUGACUGGAGAAAUCAAACAGAUCUCUGGAGCUCAGAUUUGCUUUCAACGUUUGAAGAGCUUGAAGAUCGGACGAAGACAUUUUAAAGUUCGGCACCCAAAUGUGGUGAAGCUUCUUGGUGACCCUUGGGUUGAAGACUAUAAGUGGCACAUUCCUAUGGAAUUCAUCUUUGGAGAAGAUCUGGAGACAACCAUCUUUGAAUCAGCAAACUCCAAAAUACAGUUGACUCCAGCAGUGAAAGCCACAAUCAUCAUUGGUAUGUGUGAUGGUUUGCAUCACCUUCACACUAAAGACAUCAUCCACCAAGACCUCAAACCUGAUAACAUCAUGGUUGAACACCAAACCCAUCGUGCUGUGAUCAUUGACUUGGGGCUGGCAAAGUUUUCCAAAGACGGGCUGAACUCUGCACAAAACUUGGGCAAUGAAGCGUACUCAGCUCCAGAGAUCCUGCGAAGUGGUGAGGUUCGUGACAAGCAAUCAGAUGUUUGGGCCAUGGGUAAAAUCAUUGCUGAACUCUGUGCCGGGACCAGGUUGAAAACUCAAUACCUGUGUGCCAGCAAAAUUCAGGAAACUCUUAAAACAGAUCAAACAUACUGUACACCAGUAUCCAAGAUGGUGGAGACCAAUCCAGAAUACAGAGUUACUAUGGAUGAUAUCCUUCCAGAAAUUAAGGAAGCUGCUUCAGCUUCCAAAAGGGACAGCAAGCCAAGAGACACCAAUGUAACAUCACUGGGAAAUGAAAAGAGGGGAAAUACCUCAGCUGCACUUAACUCAAACGACUGGAGAGCUGGAUCAGCUUUACUAAUUAACAGCGGCCCAAGAAACCUCACUGUAAUGCAAAGAAAUGAAAUGAGGGGAAAUGGCUUCCCAGAAAUGAGGGGAUCUUUGUUUGCUUCAUCUAUGGACAUGAGAGAUGGCACCGUAACACAGAAUUAUGCAAUGAUGGGAAAUGCUGUGGAUGAACUCAUGCCUAACAUCAGAACAUCUCCUUUAGCUCAACACAUGGACCUAAGAGAUGAAAUACAGAGACAUCACAUGAUGGUAAAACAGAGUUUGGGUCUGCCAAUAUCUCCUAUGUUAAAUGUUCAACAUGAACCACUUCAACAGUUGGGAAUGGGAAGGGGAGGAGUCUUCCCAUUUACAGGCGAUGGCGUAAUCAAUCAAAUGUCCCAAAUGUCAAUGACCGGUGAAGUCCGUCAAAGCUUUAGUGAGCAAAAAGUAGCUAUGAAUUAUAAAAAGGUUGAAUCAUCUGGAGGAACAUCCUUUAGCUAUAAUAAAGUGCAAAUGAGUAAACAUAUUUCAAAAUAAGUCCCAGAAAAAGCUUUUCUACCACAGUGUAACUCCAUAUGUUUAGUAAGUGGUGAUUGUUAUUAUUAAUAUUAUCUGUUAUGUUAAUGUCUCAAUAAAGAUUUAUUUUCAAAGGUGAAUUUACUCUAUAAGGUUUGGUGCAUGUACACUAUUUUACAAAAUUACUAUUUGUACUCUUUUUGUAUGUUUUUUUUUAAUAUUUCAAAAUAUAUUUCUUUAGAAAAGUAUAUUCCCUGUAUAAAGUUUGGUGAAUUUACACUACUUUUCUACAUUACUAUUUGUACUCACUAAGUAUACAAAGUAUGUUUUUUGUUGUUAUUUUAAUGUCUCAAAAUAGAAUUCUUUAGAUAAGUGUAUUAACUGUAAAAGGUGUGAUGCAUGUACACUAUUUUACUAAAUUACUAUUUGUACUUAUAAAGUAUACUAAGUAGUUAAGGGCUAUUUUUUCCAAACUGUGUUUG